AUGCGCAACCAUCUCGACCAAUGUAACGUCAUGCUAUCUUUAGGAUUGAAUGGUAUCUACCCAGAUAUCUUCCAAAGAGACCCGGUGCAGGAUAUCGUCAAACUGCAAACCAUGCUGUUUGCUAUGCAAUACUCGUGUGCGAAAUGUUGGAUAGAUUGUGGCGCGUCGUGCAGGGCUCGUUCAAGUCAGCUGGGAAGCCGGAUCGAGCUCAACUAUCAUCAUUGUGGCCAACGGGCUUUGGGAUCUUCUAGUGACAGCCAUUGCCAGGCGAUGAAUAUUACUACCGAGAGGGGGUUGCAAAGUCUAGGGGACAGCAUAAUAUCAUUGUGGAAUGAGGGGCUGCCAGUUCUGUUCUGGGGUCAUCAUCCCAUACCGAUGUGUGUAAGGUAUACGCCUCUGGUUUUACCACCAUAUCAAUUCAAAAAGGCCAGGCACUUACAGGAACUCAAAAAGCCUCCCAAGGCAAUCGUCGAGACAGCGGCGGAUAAACCCGAGACGCCUCUCGGGUUGUGGACAUUUGUUGGAUACCAAGGCUCAAAAUGCGGUUUGAAUGAAGUCUCAGUGGAGGACAGAGCAGCAGAGGACAGCAGAAUGCAACAGUUAUUGAACCACAGUCUGAAUUAUAUCAGCUCACGACUACUCCUAAUGACUUACAGCAGGAACCAGACAAGCAAGCCAGCUUCCCUGACAAUCUUGCCGGGCAGCUGAUGGAGUGUUACUAGAAUCAUUCCACAAAUUCCAGAUAAAAU
Aspergillus wentii DTO 134E9 is the source of this 749-nucleotide messenger RNA. RefSeq lists its product as uncharacterized. NCBI's taxonomy places the organism in Eukaryota, Fungi, Ascomycota, Eurotiomycetes, Eurotiales, Aspergillaceae. The coding region runs from base 1 to 708 and encodes 235 amino acids. The transcript has a single exon. The record is from RefSeq and is a predicted model, not a curated record.